CGGGGCUGUGUGGAUCUCGCCCUGGGCUGCCAGUGGCAGAGAGGAAGGCGUCGCGAUCACCUGGGAGGAGGGACGGUGGGCAGUGAAAGGGUUGGUUGGUUGGGGGGCUCCUGUUUCCUCCGGUGUCGCGCCAUGACGGCGAACGAAGACCAGGAGAUGGAGCUAGAAGCAUUACGUUCUAUUUAUGAAGGUGAUGAGUGUUUUAGGGAACUUAGCCCCAUUUCCUUUCAAUAUAGGAUAGGUGAAAAUGGAGACCCUAAAGCUUUCCUGAUAGAAAUAUCAUGGCCAGAAACAUACCCUCAAACUGCUCCAGUCAUCUCUAUGGAUGCAUUCUUCAAUAAUUCUAUAGCCUCCACCAUAAAGCAGAGUAUAUUGAACAAAUUAAUGGAAGAAGUUGAAGCUAACCUUGGUACCUCUAUGACAUACACAAUUUUUGAAUAUGCCAAAGAUAAUAAAGAGCUGUUCAUGGAAAACCAACCUAUUAAUACUGUGACAGCUCUGAACAACUGCAUCUCAACAGGACAACCAGAUGCAGCACAAACUAGUAAGAAAAAAGAGAAAAAGGAACAAUUGACCAAAACACAAAAACGAAAGUUAGCAGAUAAAACAGAUCACAAAGGAGAGCUUCCUCGAGGAUGGAAUUGGGUUGAUGUAAUAAAGCAUCUAAGCAAAACUGGCUCUAAGGAUGAUGAAUAGGAGGACACUGAUAUAGGAAAACAUCAACUUUUACUACAACACUGUUUGGAAUCAACUGCCAUAUUCUCUCUUUUUUCAUUUACAUUUUAUAAAAUGACAAUUCCUCACA
Molecule: messenger RNA, 805 nt
Organism: Lacerta agilis (Sand lizard)
Lineage: Eukaryota; Metazoa; Chordata; Lepidosauria; Squamata; Lacertidae
Gene: RWDD4
Product: RWD domain containing 4
Exons: 8
Coding region: 133-696 (187 amino acids)
Molecular function (GO): protein binding
Source: RefSeq, a predicted model, not a curated record